Messenger RNA from Porites lobata, 988 nucleotides. The record is from the annotation of a GenBank genome assembly. Lineage: Eukaryota; Metazoa; Cnidaria; Anthozoa; Scleractinia; Poritidae.
AUGGAAUCAAGAUCGAGAGAAACUACUCCUACAAAAGAGGAUUUGGAUUUUAUAGUUGAUGAUGGUUACAAACAUGAUGAGGAUCCAGAUUAUGUUCCAAACGAAAAAUAUGUUGUUACUGGAUCAGAGUUUAAGAGAUUAACCAGAAAUGCUAAAAAGCUUGGUGCUGAAUCACUUGAUUAUUCAACCCGAAAAAAUAACAAAUAUAUGGCUACACUUCCAGGUGGAAAGAAUGUUCACUUUGGGUCACCAAAAUAUCCAGAUUACAUUAUUCACAAAGAUAAAGAGCGAAGAGAUAAAUAUCUUACUCGCGCUACAAAGAUUAAAAACAAACAGGGAGAGUUAACUCAUAAUAAUCCAGAAUCGAGUAACUAUUGGUCAACAAAACUUUUAUGGCCUAAAGAUAUUGAUUUUAGAAAUAUGAGAUUAAAUAAAUAAAAUUGAUUUGUGAUUUAAAGAUUAAAUAAAUAUUAAUAAAAUGCAGUUGUCAAGUUACGAAAAUAUUACCCAAGAGAAUAUUAUCUUUAAUGAAGCCAAAGAGUACAAAGUCAAAGAUAGCAAGAUUAAAUACAAACGAAUUCCAAUUGAAGUCAAAUAUCCAAAUGGAAAGAAAGGAGCACUAGUAUUAGAAUCUCCAGUUCUUUUCAGUUUUGGUGUUAGUGAAAAGAAAAACCAAGAAACAAACAAGUUAGUAGGUUAUAGUAUUCCAGUAUGUCUUUGGUCUCGCGAUAGUGAACCUAAUAGUAAAGAAAAAGCAUUUUUUGAUGUUAUUAAUAGUGUAGUAACUCUAUCUCAGCAACAUUUAGAGAAUGAAUAUGGACCAGAUCUAGCGUCAACUUUAUCUUCACUAUUUUACUACAAACAAAUAGAAUACACAGACAAGAAAGGAAAAAAGAGAACAAAAGUUGAUGAAUCAUCAGCGCCAGUUCUUUACGCAAACUUCGCUUAUUUACUCAGAAAAAUCAAAGAAGAUAUUAUCUUUGUUUAA